GUGUUUUUUGAGAUAAGCGAAAGUCCAGAGGAUUGGAGUAAUCUUUAUGGUAACAAGGGCACCUUUACCAAAUAAUCAAAUGAUUUAUAUUUUAAUAACCCUUGCCACUGUGACAUGAAUUAAUUUUAAGCAGGGGGACGAUGGCGGGGGCGGCUACUGAUAUAUUGGUGGCGAUAUCUGAUGAAGUGGCGUGUGGGGGAGGCAAAGGAAUCAAAAUCGAACUUUUAUCGGUGUGAAAUAAUCGGAAAAAAAGAACGAGAGGUGAUAUCGAUAUUAUUGGCAUGAACGUGGAGGAGUACUGGGACAAUAUUUCAGUGACCAGUGUGAAGAUUCAAGUGCUCUGGACAAGGUGUCUUCUUUCUUGAAACUUCUGGCACAGCCAUUCCAGUGUGAUAGAACUUAAAAGUGCAGUGAACCAAAAAUUAAAAUGGAAAGAUCAUUAGUUUGUAUUAUAGUUUUCACGGUUAUUGGUUUUGUGCUAUUUCUAUUGGGUGUGAUCCUCGGAUGGGCAGUGUUUCCGCCUGUUGUUCGCCAGAAUAUUAUUGAUAAUGUUAUACUCAAGGAGGGAACAGAACAAUUUGAUAGAUUUUUGGAGUUACCACAGCCUCUGUCCUUCAAAGUUUACAUAUUUAACAUAACAAAUCCCGACGAUGUGAUUAACAAUGGUGCUCUUCCAAUGGUUCAAGAAGUUGGCCCUUAUGUCUAUAAGCAGUAUCUACGAAAGCCAACUUUUGAAUUUUCCAAUGAAUACCGAGAGAUCACCUAUAAACAAGAGUCGGAAUUCCAAUAUGAUUACCGCCUAUCAGCACCACUAUCUCAAGACGAUCCUCUCUAUGUUAUCAGCAUCCACAUAAAUUCAGUACUGAAGGAAGUUGAAGAAUUGGGAAUGCUUGCUCCUAUCAAUGAAAUCAUUGAUGAUUUAUUUGGAGAAAAUUCUCAAAUGAUUAUGAGAACGACUCCAAGGAAACUUCUGUUUGAAGGAAUGGAAUUCUGCUGGCCAGGGCGUCAUGGCUUUGCUGAUCUUAUUUGCGAAAUUGUAAAGACACAAAUGACUGAAACGAUGAUAAUACUUCCAGAUGGAACUCUUUCCUUUGCUAUGCUCCGUCAUAAAAACAUGACCAAUAACGGAGUCUUCAGAGUUCACACUGGCCUGGACGAGCCAAGAGAUGUCCACCAGAUAAUUACGUGGGAGGAUAAGACGCACAACGAUGUCUGGCCAGACAAUGAUGAUGGCACUCCAUCUGUCUGCAAUCAAAUCAAAGGGAGUGACGGAUCAGCUUUCAGGCCACUUCAGGAAACCGGUGAGACUGCCUUCAUUUUCAACACAGACAUCUGCCGAACAGUUCAACUGGAAUACGAUGGACAGGGAGAAUAUGAGGGAAUUCCUGGCUUCAAGUACAAAGCAUCUCGCUUUUUCCUUGAUCAAGUCGGUCCAGAAUUCAACAAUUCCUGCUACUGCAUCAAUGCAAUUCCUGGAGCAAUUGUCCAGGAGAAUGGAUGUCUCUAUCCUGGAGCAGUGGAUCUGAGCUUUUGUCAAGGAGCUCCUAUUGUGCUAACCAAACCGCAUCUCUUGGGGGCUGAUCAUUAUCGUCAAUUUAUCAAUGGGUUGUCCCCGGAUCCGGAAAAGCAUGAUAUUGAAGUUCUGGUGGAGCCGCACACUGGUACGCCCUUGACAGCCGCCAGUCGGGUGCAGUUCAAUCAAUUCCUUCGUGCUAUGCCACCAGUGACAAUUACUGAGAACCUCGUUCAGUCCUUUGUGCCCAUUAUGUGGGUGGAUGAGGGAAUUGAGCUCAAUGAUGAACUUGUGGAUUACAUCUGGACAUCCCUGACGCAGAUUCUUAUAAUCCUCGAUGCUGUUCACUGGACACUCUUUGCUGUAGGUCUCACACUCUUCGUGGCUAUGCUAGUUUGGCUGAUUGUAGCACUGCACAAACGUCGAUCAAGUGGGCGACAUGUGGGCAGUUAUAGUCCCACGACAAAGUGAGCUUUCUCACGGAUUUUCCAGGUGUAUUAAUUGUUUUUCUGUGGAAUAAAUUUUGGAGGGAAAAAAAACUCCCCAAAAUAUAGGCAAAAA
Messenger RNA from Phlebotomus papatasi, 2074 nucleotides. It is a transcript of the gene Snmp2, whose product is annotated as sensory neuron membrane protein 2. Gene Ontology annotation, molecular function: scavenger receptor activity. Lineage: Eukaryota; Metazoa; Arthropoda; Insecta; Diptera; Psychodidae. The record is from RefSeq and is a predicted model, not a curated record. Gene Ontology annotation, cellular component: cytoplasm; membrane. Bases 428 to 1984 code for a protein of 518 amino acids. The transcript has 8 exons.